Molecule: messenger RNA, 4193 nt
Organism: Rhineura floridana
Lineage: Eukaryota; Metazoa; Chordata; Lepidosauria; Squamata; Rhineuridae
Gene: GABPA
Product: GA binding protein transcription factor subunit alpha
Exons: 10
Coding region: 457-1824 (455 amino acids)
Biological process (GO): cell differentiation; regulation of transcription by RNA polymerase II
Cellular component (GO): nucleus
Molecular function (GO): sequence-specific DNA binding; DNA-binding transcription factor activity, RNA polymerase II-specific
Source: RefSeq, a predicted model, not a curated record
GAGAGAGCCCGUUAUAAGACUUGGACACAGCGACGCGUCCUGGCUCACCGGAAACAGGGGGACCACUUCCGCUUGAAAGUAGGCGGGUGGAAAUAGUAACAGCUAUUUUGAGUUUUACUGAACAGCUUUCCUGGGGUGGUGGCGGUGGUAGCUUCGCAAGGAACGCUGGGAGUUGUAGUUUUCGUCCCGACGCGGAGGGGGGAUUGUGUGUGUGCGCUUUUCCCCCGCCAGGGCCCCGCGCGCAAGCCUCUUCGGCCGAAUCUGAGCGCGCUCUGGCCUUUCCCCGCUGGGACGGUAUAAGGUCCUUGGUGUGGUUGAUCCAGCCACCACGGCUGGAAAGUAAAAGGAAAAGCGGCGGGCGCUACUCCGUUUGCGGUGGGGGCUGGUUUGUUUUUGUGACGGAGACUGAGGUGGCGGCGGCAGCAGCGGCGGGUUGCGUCUUGAUAUAUUUCAGCCAUGACUAAAAGAGAAGCAGAAGAACUGAUAGAAAUUGAAAUUGAUGGAACUGAGAAACAAGAGUGCACUGAAGAAAGCAUUGUUGAGCAAACUUACACAACUGCAGAAUUUGUGAGUCAGGCUAUUGAUAUCAAUGAACCAGUUGGAAAUCUUAAGAAACUCCUGGAACCAAGACUUCAGUGUUCGUUGGAAGCACAUGAAAUCUGUCUACAGGAUAUACAGUUGGAUCCAGAUCGUAGUCUUUUUGAUCAAGGUGUGAAGACAGAUGGAACAGUGCAGCUUAGUGUCCAAGUAAUAUCAAGGCAAGGAAUAGAACCAAAGUUAAACAUCCUUGAAAUUGUAAAGCCAGUAGAAACUGUUGAAGUAGUGAUUGACCCAGAUGCCCACCAUACUGAAACUGAGGCACACCUUGUUGAAGAAGCUCAAGUGAUAACACUAGAUGGAACAAAACAUAUUACCACCAUAUCUGAUGAAACAUCUGAACAAGUAACUCGGUGGGCUGCAGCAUUAGAAGGCUACCGAAAAGAACAAGAACGUCUAGGAAUACCCUAUGAUCCAGUACAGUGGUCAACUGACCAGGUACUGCAUUGGGUAGUAUGGGUGAUGAAGGAAUUCAGCAUGACAGACAUAGAUCUCAAUACUCUUAGCAUUCCUGGGAGAGAGUUGUGCAGCCUCAGUCAAGAGGACUUUUUCCAGAGGGUCCCUCGAGGAGAAAUCCUUUGGAGCCAUCUGGAACUUCUUCGAAAAUAUGUGCUGGCUAGCCAAGAACACUCUGGAGAAAUAGCUACAGUUACUAUUGAUCAACCUGUGCAAAUUAUUCCAGCAUCUGUACAGCCUUCUACUCCAACCACUAUUAAAGUCAUAAACAGUAGCGCAAAGACAGCAAAAGUGCAGAGAGCACCAAGGAUUUCAGGAGAAGACAGAAGUUCACCUGGGAACAGAACAGGAAACAAUGGCCAGAUCCAACUCUGGCAGUUUUUGCUGGAGCUUCUAACUGACAAAGAUGCUCGAGACUGCAUUUCGUGGGUUGGCGAUGAAGGAGAGUUCAAACUAAAUCAACCAGAGCUAGUUGCACAGAAAUGGGGGCAACGUAAAAAUAAACCUACUAUGAACUAUGAGAAACUCAGUCGUGCUUUACGAUAUUACUACGAUGGGGACAUGAUCUGCAAAGUACAAGGCAAGAGGUUUGUAUACAAGUUUGUCUGUGACUUGAAGACUCUCAUUGGGUAUAGUGCAGCAGAGUUGAAUCGGUUGGUCACAGAGUGUGAACAAAAGAAACUGGCAAAGAUGCAACUCCAUGGCAUUGCACAACCAGUCACAGCAGUCGCACUGGCUACAGCAUCCCUGCAAGCAGAAAAGGAUAACUAAGUACCAGGACCUAAAAGCUUGGGAGCAUGAGGCCUUUUUUGUAUAUUGAGAAGUUUCUGGUCUUUAAAGUAGGAGCUACUUUGUUCCUUGGCAGUUCAGUAUGAUGCAUGGUUUUUCUAUGGAGAACUGAGACUCCCGUAAAUUUGGAUCUUUUUCACCUUAAGGUAUCUGUUUCAUGUACUGUACGUUAAAGGCACUCCACAGAUUCUUCAACAUGAAGACAGAGCUGUUGUGGCAAGUUGUCUGGGAUUGGUAAGAAAACUCAAACUUGGUUGGUGCCAUGUAAUGCCCUACUUGUAAUUUGUCUAAUGUUUUAAGAAAGUGAAGCAUUUACACAACAUACGUCAAUAUUUUGAAUUUAGUUCUCUGUACUUCUGUUCCUAAGCUACCAGAAUGAAAGUGUAUUUCCAGAGAUAAAACAGCUUCUCUUUACCAUGCUCAUUAUUAUUUAACAUAUCAAGCUUUAAGAAACACACAGAAAAGUACUUUGCUCCUAAGGUGAGUUCUCUGUUUAUUAGCAGAGAAGUGUAAUUUAGGCAGAAUUGGAGAUCACUGCUGAAAAGAGAUCCAAGUUAAAAAUCUAGCAAGGUUAAAAACCAAUUAUGAGUAUUUUGAUAUAAUAUGUAGAUAACGUGUAUUUGAGAGAAAGUGUUUAACUAUCUUGAGAGACAUUGCUAAGCUUAAUGUGUGGCACAAAUUUUUUUCCACAUUUUUCCUGUUAGGAUUACAAACUUGAAAUGCUGUCUCUCAUCCAAAGAAUAGGUUUUGCUUUGUUUUCAUUACACUGCAGAGUAUAUCAGCUGAUUCUGCUUAUACUUGCACUGUAGUUGACUUUGAACUGAAGACUUUAAUCACAGACAGAAGCCCCUUCUUGUUGAGAAACAAAAUGUAAUCUGCAGCUAAAUUGAUGUUUGACUUCUCAAUGUUAUAUAGACUGCUAUAUUAAAAUACAUAAACAUGCAGUUUUCUUCAAAAUAUUUAGUUUCCAAGCUGUUCUUUGAUGCAGAAAAGGAUGUGUAAUAUUCAUAGUUCAUUUAUUUGAUAACAUUUUUAAAAAGAUACCUAAUUUAAUCCAGAUAUGCUGAUGCUGUUUUUCUUUGCCUUCCAUUUGUUUGCAUUAAUAUUAUGUUCUGAAUGCAGGCUUUUCAUUAAAUCAUCAUAAUUAAAAGAACAAACUCCUUAGAAGUUGUGAUUUCACUUAACAGGCAAUAAAAGUACAGAUGUUAAAAAGACGGCCUUCAUUCUGAAGAACUAGUCACUCAGUUGAGAAGCAAGCUUACUUACAAUAAUAAGCAUAGAACAUAAAAUGUGGCUAGGCCUGGGAACAUUAGAUUACAGCUGUAAUUACCGUAAGGGCUCCAUUCACUGCUAGCUAUACUUGCUUAUUUUCAGACUACUUGGAAACUUAAAAGAAGAUAUUGUGGUGUUUAAAUAUCAUUUUAGGCAAAGAAAACAUUUAAUGUUUGGAUGAUACUUAAUGUUUUGGCAGCCAGUUCAGUCCAUUAACUUCAGUGGAACUUGUAUUUAAUACCACAGGAUUGCAAUGCAAGUUCAACUAUUGUUUCAUGCUAUUAGUCAAACUGGUUAAGAAUACUUUUCUCUCUCCAAGUCUGAAGGAUAAUUAUGGUAAGAGAAAAAACGACUUUAAUUAUAUAUCAAGAAUUUGAACUCUUCUAUGCAUCACAGGAGCCAUUAGUCCAUAGCUUGGGGGGGGGGCUAUGCACCUGAAAAGAUGGGUUUCAGCAUUUUGUGCAGUGCUAAAGAAGGUAAGCAACGUAACUCAUGUUGCUAGUUUAUAUUCACCUCUUUAAGAUGUUUGAAGUGUACCAAUCAUCUAAUUUUUCCUAUAAAAGGAGGCAGGCUGUAAACCUUGAGGCAGACUGCAAAUUUCAUGUAUUAAUGCUGUCAUAUAUAUACUCAGCUAUGCACAUAAUAGAAUAAGCCAUAUUAGGGAACAUGGCAUAUGGCCUUUAUAAUAUAUACAUCGGAUUUGUUUUCUGAAUUUUAAAAUUUCAUACUUCCUUUGUAAGUUUGUUGCACUUGUAAUAUUUUUCCCAUGUAAAGAGUCUGGAUGUGUUUUAAAAACAGUACAUCUCAGUUUUAUUGUGGGGGACAAUCUGUGACUAAUUUGAGGUCUUCAGUAAGAGGGUAUGGAUUAUUGUAUGUCAUAUAGCAUUGUGUGGCUGUCAGAAUAAAAAUAUAGAAGGUAUAUUCCCAAUUUUUUAAAAUGGAGGGGUUUUGCAUACAUUUUUACUCUUUUAAGGACACAUAUUCUGCUAAUUAUGUAUUUCUUUUUGUGUUGAAUUUUUUGGUAAUUUUACAUGAAACAAUUAUUUUCUAUUUUUACUCUUAAAAUAUUUGUGCAUAAA